Bacidia gigantensis is the source of this 459-nucleotide messenger RNA. RefSeq lists its product as uncharacterized. The coding region runs from base 1 to 459 and encodes 152 amino acids. The record is from RefSeq and is a predicted model, not a curated record. Lineage: Eukaryota; Fungi; Ascomycota; Lecanoromycetes; Lecanorales; Ramalinaceae. The transcript is spliced from 2 exons.
AUGGCAAUCCGAUAUAUUUCAAGACUGCCGAAGACUUUGAGAAGUCGGACGGCGGAUGCGAGGUGCCCUGCAACAAGAUGCUCGAAUGCGGGCAUCUCUGUCCCAGGCGGUGUCAUGCAAGUCAUGAGGCCCUUGGAUGCAAACAUCCGUGUAAACGCACCCUCUCUUGUGGCUGUCAAUGCCAGCAACUCUGUUACCAAGACUGUAAGGCUUCGUGCGAUUGCAAAGCUGCUAAUAAAUCGGCGAGCUUCUUCAAGGGAAGAGACACCACUCGAACAACUUGAUGAGGAAAACGCGGCCCGUUUGUUUGGUGAAGCAGACGCAGCUGUGGGUACAGACAACAUGAAGUUAGUACGCAGAAGGGAUGAUGGAGAGGGUGGGAUUAGGGAGGUUUGGAAAGGAACUUAUACGGUAAGGGUAAAUGAUGGGAAGAGAGCUGAUGCGAGCUUGCUUGAUUGA